AUGGCUAUAAUAAAUGCUGAGGUUGGCCAAUGCACCAGUGCAGGCGCAAAGCUGAUGCGAAAUUUCUUUAAGGCGGCAACGGACCUCUCCGAGUCAUCACAAAAUGAACAGUGCAGUUCAAGAAGCACUGAUCAUGAAGAAUCUAAUGAUGACAUUCAUUCAGCAGCCGUGCCAGCCUCAGAUGAAAUAUUCAGAGGUUACCUCUCUGAUGAGCCAGGUGCCAGUGAUACAGACGACCCAGAGAUAGAGGCCGCCAGGAAGCGAGAUGACAGCACGACAUCCUCGAGGACACGUCCGCGAUCACCUUCAUCCAUGCAUAUCGUCACUCCCCCACCUCGCAAGCAUGCAAAGCGCAAUGUUCCUGCAUGUGUGGUUCGUGCAAAUGCACAGGAAGCACGCCAUAAAGAGCGUGUGAAGGGUUUGAAUGCGAUUGAGAAGCUUGUCAACUCGAAACGAUAUCAGUUUAGUCAUCUGCAUAUGGUUAUUCAUAACAAGCGCAGUGGGACAGAGGCAUCGAAGCUUGCAGCAGAGAGUUAUGGCUUUGCAGCAAACUGGGGUGGGAGACUGGUUCAUGUUUGGGUGUGGAAAUGGCUGGAGAGUCGCGAGCUUCCCGAGUCGAUGAAAGGCAGGCAUGUGAAAUCUUACACCCUACUCGAUGAUCCGAAUACAUGCAUGGAGCUUCGCCCAUUCAUGCGAUCAAACAAGUGGUCCAUGAAUCCUGAGAAGCUGGCUGAAUUCAGCAAGGGUCAGAUGGUUCCUCAGGUCGCUGAACAAUACCUCCGUCAAUUGAAGUACAUGGAACUUGAGUUAUUUUCUCGCAUCCAUCUUAAAGUCAGCAAGGGGAUCUCACUUCGUACAACUCUGUGUUGGCUUCAUCAAGAGGGCUUUCACUAUACUGCUAAUGAUGGAAAAGCGAGAAGCUGGUUGCCCAAAGGAGAACAGCCACUGAAGAAAAAAGGUGUUGGUUGUGGCAUGCACCAGAGCGAUGUCAUCUGCUCGACAUUUGAAUGGCUGGAAGAGGCAAGUCAGAGCCUGGAGUAUGGGAAAGACUAUGAAGGGUAUUGGAACGGUGAGAAAUUCGUUAAGCAGGUAAGCUGUAGUGACUCGGAGAAAAUUAUCCCAGCAUUUGAAAGAAAACACGGCCCUGGAUUUCAAGCAUGUAUAUUCGUCGAUCACUCCCAAGGGCAUUCUGCAUAUGCAGAAGAUGCACUCCUUGUCUCAUGCAUGAACAUGCAGCCUGGUGGUAAACAAGCCCACAUGCGAGAUGGCUGGUUCAUUCGCAAUGAACUCAAUCCUAUUGAGUUUUUCUGGGGUGCUGUCAAAAAAUAUUUGUGCGACAAUUGCGAUUACACAUUCAAGACCCUUCAAGAGAAUCUACCGAACGCACUCACCUCUGUUGAUCUGUAG
Molecule: messenger RNA, 1407 nt
Organism: Laetiporus sulphureus 93-53
Lineage: Eukaryota; Fungi; Basidiomycota; Agaricomycetes; Polyporales; Laetiporaceae
Exons: 8
Coding region: 1-1407 (468 amino acids)
Molecular function (GO): nucleic acid binding
Source: RefSeq, a predicted model, not a curated record